This is a messenger RNA of Ilex paraguariensis (yerba mate), 1424 nucleotides long. NCBI's taxonomy places the organism in Eukaryota, Viridiplantae, Streptophyta, Magnoliopsida, Aquifoliales, Aquifoliaceae. The record is from the annotation of a GenBank genome assembly.
AUGGGGCGCUACGAUCUUUUUGUGGUUUUCUGCUUAUGGGCUUUGGCAUGCUGUUUACAUCCUGCUUCCUGCAAUGGAUUAGUUAGAAUUGGUUUGAAGAAGCGGCCAUUGGAUCUUGAUAGCAUUAAUGCUGCCAAAGCUGCAAGAAUGCAAGGGAAUUAUGGAAAGGUAGUGAAAGGCAUGCGGCAUAAUUUGGGUGAUUCAGAUGUAGACUUAAUUCCCCUGAAGAAUUAUUUGGAUGCUCAAUACUAUGGAGAGAUUAGUAUCGGUUCACCCCCUCAGAAUUUCACUGUCAUAUUUGACACUGGCAGUUCCAAUCUCUGGGUUCCAUCAUCGAAAUGUUAUUUUUCUAUCGCUUGCUGGUUCCAUUCUAAGUACAAGGCGAGCCGGUCCAGUUCAUAUACGGAAAUUGGUUUUUGUGAGGGGGGUUGUGCUGCUAUUGUGGAUUCUGGAACAUCCUUGCUUGCUGGUCCAACUGUACGUUCUUCUACCUUUGUUUCACAAGCGACUGUUAUCACUGAAAUCAAUCAUGCCAUCGGAGCAGAAGGAGUACUGAGUGCGGAAUGUAAAGAAAUGGUUACUCAAUAUGGGGACAUGAUAUGGGAUCUCUUAAUAUCGGGGCUACAACCUGACAAAAUAUGUUCACAAAUAGGUCUAUGUACCUUCAAUGGAGCUCAGUAUGUGAGUUCUCAUAUUGAAACAGUAGUUGAAAGGGAAGAGGAGGGAACUUCCGCCGGGGAAACUGUAUUCUGUGCUGCUUGUGAGAUGGCUGUUGUUUGGAUGAAGAACCAGCUAAGGCAAGAGGCAACGAAGGAAGCAGUUCUAAGUUACGUGAAUCAGCUUUGUGAGAGCCUACCAAGUCCUAUGGGAGAGUCAAUGAUUGACUGCAAUAGCAUUGCAUCCAUGCCAAAUGUCACAUUUACCAUUGGAAAUAAAGCUUUCAGCCUCACUCCUGAGCAGUAUAUUCUUAAAACUGGAGAAGGCAUUGCAUCAAUCUGCCUCAGUGGGUUUAUUGCACUGGACGUGCCUCCUCCUCGAGGUCCUCUGUGGAUCCUUGGAGAUGUCUUCAUGGGGGUGUAUCAUACAGUGUUUGAUUAUGGCAAUCUCCAACUGGGUUUUGCUGAGGCUGCUUAGCAACCAAUCUACUGGUCAUCUUCUCUCAGAAAACCUAUAUUGUGAUUUAAUUCUGGUGAUGGUUGGGUUGAUCUGUACUAUGCUUGCUAAUACGAGUCUUAUGAGAUAUGUAUAUAUGGUGCAUGAAUGCAUGUUAUACUUCUACUUGUUCUAGAAUGAAGCAGUUUCUUUGUAGAGUGGAUAUCAUAAUGUGAUAUUAGAAUGUGGUCAAGCAGCGAGGAUAAAUGCUAGAUGGUUCAUGGUCAUAAAAACAUGUCUAUCUUUUAGUAGCGUAUUUGUGAAGGGGUUUU